Molecule: messenger RNA, 419 nt
Organism: Sitophilus oryzae (rice weevil)
Lineage: Eukaryota; Metazoa; Arthropoda; Insecta; Coleoptera; Curculionidae
Product: flexible cuticle protein 12-like
Exons: 3
Coding region: 38-358 (106 amino acids)
Cellular component (GO): chitin-based extracellular matrix
Molecular function (GO): structural constituent of chitin-based larval cuticle
Source: RefSeq, a predicted model, not a curated record
UCCACUGAAACGCAUCUUCAAAAAAUCUUCAGUCACAAUGAAAGUAGUCGCUGUCUUUGUUGCUAUCGUAGCCGUAACUCUUGCCGCACCUGGUGCUGACCAAGAAGCUACCAUCCUCAGAAGUGAAUUUGACAAUAUUGGUGUAGAUGGAUACAAAUAUGCUGUAGAAACUAGCAACGGCAUCGCCCAGGAAGAACAAGGAAACCUCGCCAACCCUGGAACGGAAAACGAAGCUAUCCAAGUUCGCGGAUCUUACUCCUACACCGGUCCAGAUGGCGUUGUCUACACCGUCAACUACGUAGCUGAUGAAAAUGGCUUCCAACCUUCCGGAGCUCACUUGCCAGUAGCACCCCAAUAAACAAAAACCUGACUGCGAUAUUUUAUAAUAAAUGUACAAAAAUUAUAUGUAAAUACAAAAG